This is a messenger RNA of Myotis davidii, 300 nucleotides long. RefSeq lists its product as uncharacterized. The transcript is spliced from 2 exons. NCBI's taxonomy places the organism in Eukaryota, Metazoa, Chordata, Mammalia, Chiroptera, Vespertilionidae. The record is from RefSeq and is a predicted model, not a curated record.
AUGGCUCCCACCUUUCUUCCUACACCUGGUCACUACCAUGUCCCCUACCAAAGGUGGGGCGAAACCCAAGUGGGCUGGCAUGGAGAGACAUACUGCCUGGUCGGUGGCUACCGGUCCUAUGGGGAUGCUCCUUUGGCCACCCCAGCAAAGGUGGAGGCAGAGAAGCCAGUCCCCAGACGAGCACUGAAGCGACGAUACCCUGUAGAAGUGUUGGAUGAAGACCUUGGUUGCUCCAGCCCCAAAAUUCGACGACUGGAGCAGGGUGGCUAGAGGCUGACCCCACAGAAGCUUGCUGGCUGA